GGACCGAUAGAGGAAAUGUGAAUCAAUAACAAUAUACAAGUAUAAUAUACCAUCGCAUUUUUCCACCUCACCGAGAAGUGAGAGGGACGUAAUUGAAACGAUAUGACCUCUCAGUAGGAGCUUGUAAACUACAUAUUUUAAAAGAUCAAUAAGACCCAGUUUUGUAUUACAUUUUCCAUCUGAAUGACAAUAUGAGUCCAAUACGACCUCACAGAGAGAUCAUCUAGACAGGUAGUAAUAUGUCUCUGUAACUGCAUUUCUCUAGAAUGACGUCAGAAUCUCCUGGGACCACCCUUCUUGUUUUACUAUCUAAAGUGGCUUAUAUGCUGGCCUAACUCUCAGUCGACCACCGGGGCAGAGACGAGGCCUGCAACAGGUUAUUUGAGGCCAUAGCCCGUCUAACUUAUCCCCCACGCAUACUGGAAUGUAUUUAUUUAUUUGAUACUUAGCAACAAGUAAUCAGGAAGACAGAUAUCACUGCAAAUGUUGCCUUCUACUCUCCACAUUAAUAAAAGGUGGUACAAAGACUAGCAUCGAUAUGCUUUCACCAGUGCUGCUCGUGGUGGCCUUGCUGACUGUCCUUACCGUCACCAUGGAGUCUGACCACUGGACAGCAGACCAGCAGGAAAAGUUCUGUACAUGGCAGUGUUUGAAGUUUACUCUGCAGUGGCCUGGGAGCUUCUGUUUGGGCCUAAAGAAUUCAUCACAGUGCAGAAUACCUCCAAACAUCCAGACAUGGACGAUCCAUGGACUAUGGCCUUCGAAAGCUCAUACAUGUUGUAGCUGCUGGCCAAUAUUCCACUCUGACCUCAAGGAGCUGGACCCUGAACUCUCUCAACUUUGGCCAUCCCUACUCAAGACUCAAUCCAGUUUUCUCUUCUGGAAAGAUGAAUGGAUCAAACAUGGCUCUUGUGCUGCUUGUGUGGAGGGCAUGAACUCUCCCUUGCGUUACUUCCAGAUAUGUCUGAAACUACGCGGGCGCUUCGAUAUUGACCGAGCCUUGGAGGACGCAGGCAUAAAGCCCUCCUGUAACCAGUCUUAUCCAUACGAUAAAGUCAACCAUGCUCUGGCCCCAGUCAUUGGAGAUGACCCCGAUGUCCAGAUUCAGUGUAUAAAUGAUGAAAAGGGACGAGAAGUAUUGGUCCAGGUGAAGAUCCCUCUGUCUCAAAACCUCACCCUUGGAUGUCAUCAGAAAGAGGACCAGGGAGCUGAACCAGAACCUCCCCAGCUUUGGCACACCUUUCCUGGGCACCCCUGUCCACAGGACUCCACCGUCUUCUACUUCCCUAUAAACCACGACCACCCACACCAGCCAUGUGACUAGUGUUACGUCUGUCCUCACCACAGACGGGGCUGCCAUGCCUACCUAAUGAUAAGCAAGUUCUUGAGGCACUCAUGUAAUACGCAGGCACUUUUUGUCCUUUAAGUAUUUUUGUUUUGCAAACAUGCUUUUGGUGAGUCCAAAUAUACAUUUUGUUGGCAAAAUAAACAAGUAUUUUAAAGCA
Oncorhynchus mykiss (rainbow trout) is the source of this 1505-nucleotide messenger RNA. RefSeq names its product ribonuclease T2, like (gene rnaset2l). Gene Ontology annotation, cellular component: extracellular region. The record is from RefSeq and is a predicted model, not a curated record. Gene Ontology annotation, biological process: RNA catabolic process. Gene Ontology annotation, molecular function: ribonuclease T2 activity; RNA binding. Lineage: Eukaryota; Metazoa; Chordata; Actinopteri; Salmoniformes; Salmonidae.